This is a messenger RNA of Tripterygium wilfordii, 1857 nucleotides long. RefSeq names its product sodium transporter HKT1-like. Gene Ontology annotation, biological process: transmembrane transport; monoatomic cation transport. The coding region runs from base 34 to 1653 and encodes 539 amino acids. Gene Ontology annotation, cellular component: plasma membrane. The record is from RefSeq and is a predicted model, not a curated record. The transcript is spliced from 3 exons. Gene Ontology annotation, molecular function: monoatomic cation transmembrane transporter activity. NCBI's taxonomy places the organism in Eukaryota, Viridiplantae, Streptophyta, Magnoliopsida, Celastrales, Celastraceae.
CUAGUCCUUUUAACAAACAAAUUAGUGCAAGAGAUGAAGAAUCUGUCUUGGUUUGGUCAAAAACUGCAACAUCUUUGUAGUUCUUCAUAUGUCAAGCUAACUUACCUUAGUCGUACAACUUGGUAUCUAACAGCAUGUUUUUACAGGUUCAUCUAUCUCCAUUUGAAUCCAUUUUUGUUAUAUCUUGCUUAUUUCACCUCUCUUUCCUUUACUGGUUUCUGGGUUCUUCGUGGUUUGAAGCCUAGAACUUCUUCUUUUAGGCCUAAAGACAUUGACUUCUUCUUCACAUCUGUGUCUGCAGUUACAGUGUCAAGUAUGUCAACUGUUGAAAUGGAGAUUUUCUCCAAUACCCAACUCAUUGUGAUGACAAUUCUGAUGUUCUUGGGUGGAGAGAUCUUUGUUUCAAUGGCAUCACUUCAUUUCAGGAAUUCCAAAUGGAAGAAGUUUUUAAAGAUUCAAGAUGAGGCUGUUUCUUCAAAUAUUGAAUUGGGGAUGGUGUCAUCAAAUUCGAAACCCCCAUCAAGUGAAAACAUUCUUGAUUUAGGAAUUCUAUUUCACACCCAAAGUGACAAGUCAUUACCCAACAACAAUGACUUUCUGAUGUACAGUUCAUUAAGGUUAUUGGUUUUGGUCAUUUUAGGGUACCUUAUAGUGGUUCAUGUCCUAGGGGUUGCCUUUGUGUCUCUCUAUCUAGCUCUUGUUUCAAGUGCAAGUCAUGUACUUAAGAACAAGGGACUCAAAAUGUUCACUUUCUCUGUCUUCACAACAGUCUCAACAUUUGCAAGUUGUGGGUUUGUAUCUACCAAUGAAAACAUGAUUGUUUUCAGCAAGAAUUCAGGGCUUCUCAUGAUUCUAAUCCCCCAAGUGCUCCUUGGGAACACAUUGUUCCCUUCAUGUUUGAGGUUUUCAAUAUGGGUUUUGGGGAAAAUGUUCAAAAAGGAAGAGACCAAUUACUUAUUGAGUAACACAAGUGAGAUUGGGUACCUUCACUUGUUACCAACCCAACACUCAUCAUUCUUGGUUUUCACUGUUUUUGGGUUCAUUUUGGUUCAGUGGGUCAUGUUUUGCUCCAUGGAAUGGAAUUCAGAACAAUUAAUUGGUCUGAAUUCAUAUCAAAAAUUGGUGGGUGGAUUCUUUGAAAGUGUGAAUUCAAGGCAUACAGGAGAAACUAUUGUUGACAUCUCAACCAUCUCUCAAGCCAUAUUGGUGCUAUUUGUGGUGAUGAUGUAUCUUCCUCCUUAUACUUCUUUUCUUCCAAUCAAAGAUGGUGAAAGAGAUUCACAAGUACUAUUUGUGAGAAGAAAAAGAAGGGGAAAGAUUGUUGAGAAUCUAUUGUUCUCCCAACUUUCUUAUCUGGCCAUCUUUGUCAUUCUUGUAUGCCUAACAGAGAGAGGAAAGAUGAAGGAAGACCCCCUCAAUUUCAAUGUCUUGAAUAUUGUGGUUGAAGUCAUCAGCGCAUAUGGAAAUGUGGGAUUUACAACAGGUUAUAGCUGCAAGAGACAGGUGAACCCAGAUGGUUCUUGCCAAGACAAAUUUUUUGGUUUUGCAGGAAAAUGGAGUAAUGAAGGGAAGAUACUUCUCAUUAUCGUCAUGUUCUUUGGAAGACUUAAGCAAUUCAAUAUGGAUGGAGGAAAAGCUUGGAAACUUCUCUAAUAGAAUUUCCACCACUAAUUUGUAUAUAUAUAUAUAUAUACAUGCAGUAGCAUCCACCAUUAAUCUUUUUUACUAGUGUGCAUAAUUAAGUAUACGAAUCGAAUAAAUAGUAAUAAUGAUAAGAUAAGAAAGUUAUCGUUUCCACAGAGAUUGACGGAUCAGUUUUAUUAAUUAUCGAUUAUGAUUAAUCCUAAAAUUCUAUUU